Molecule: messenger RNA, 1524 nt
Organism: Fonsecaea erecta
Lineage: Eukaryota; Fungi; Ascomycota; Eurotiomycetes; Chaetothyriales; Herpotrichiellaceae
Exons: 3
Coding region: 1-1524 (507 amino acids)
Biological process (GO): tetrahydrofolylpolyglutamate biosynthetic process
Cellular component (GO): cytosol; mitochondrion; cytoplasm
Molecular function (GO): ATP binding; tetrahydrofolylpolyglutamate synthase activity
Source: RefSeq, a predicted model, not a curated record
AUGGCACGGACAUACGCUGAUGCCGUGACGUCGCUGAACACUCUUCAGUCCAAUUUUGCAAUUGUCGAUGCAGUCCGCAAGUCUGGAGGCAGGUUGAAUGAGUUGUCCAUUCCUGAGAUGGUCGAGUGGUGCCGCAAGAUUGGAUACGAACCGUCGGAGUUCAAUGCGUUGAAGGUUAUACACAUAGCCGGAACGAAGGGCAAAGGGUCGACUGCGGCCUUCACUUCAUCCAUCCUCACUCAAUUCGUUGGGGGGAAGGGAGCGAAGUCGUUGUCAAAAGUUGGCUUAUACACAUCUCCACAUCUUCGAUUUGUUCGGGAGCGCAUCCAGAUCAAUGGAGAGCCUCUGUCGGAGGCGCAAUUCGCCCAGUAUUUCUUCGAGGUCUGGGACAGGCUGGAGGAUGUCGCGAAGGAAGCAGGACAUGACCCCCAGUCCCCCGGGUCGAAACCCGUCUAUUUCAGAUUCCUCACCCUGAUGGCCUUCCACGCCUAUAUGAGGGAGAAGGUCGAUGUUGCGGUGAUUGAGUGUGGCAUCGGUGGUGCUUACGACAGUACAAACGUCUUCGAAGCUCCAGCCGUCACUGGCAUCACAAGCCUCGGAAUAGACCAUGUCGGCAUGCUGGGGUCUACAAUCGGCGAGAUCGCCUGGCACAAAGCUGGAAUCAUGAAGAGCGGUGUCAAGUGUUUCACUCCGAGCUCUCAGCCUGCGGAGGCGAAAGCAGUGAUGGAGCGAGUUGCAAACGAGAAAGGGAGUGUGCUUCAGUAUGUGGACAUCGAUCCAGCCAUUGCCAGUGGCGACUUGAAGCUCGGACUCCAAGCAGACUUCCAGAAGAUGAAUGCUAGCCUUGCCGUUGCUUUAGCCAAAACGUGGCUGGAGCAGCAAGGCUGUGCAGACGACCUUGAAUACAGGUCAAAGUUUGCCCGCGGGUUGCAAAGUGUUCGGUGGCCAGGCAGGUGUGAGACACGCUUCGAGCCCGGAAUCAAAUGGUGCAUUGACGGUGGCCACACCCUCGAAAGCAUUGAGCUGGCGGGAAAGUGGUUCGCUUCCCAACUCAUGACCAACAAGGACUCCCCGGAACCCCUUCACCCCCAGCCUCGUUUCUUGAUCUUCAACCAACAGACACGGGACGCCGCUUCGCUUGCGACGGCACUCUUCAACACAUUGUCGACAGCGCUCAAUGAAACCCAUCCGUUUACCCAUGCUAUUUUCUGUACUAACACGACAUUCCAAGACACAGGCUUCAAGCCCGAUCUCAUUUCGGUAAAUAUCAAUGCAUCAGACGUGGACUCAAUGAAAGUCCAGAACAAUCUCGCCGAGACGUGGAGAGGCAUUGAUUCCUUGGCUCGGGUCGAAGUUGUGAGAACGAUCGAAGAGGCAGUCAGCAUCGUCCGCAACUUCGCAAAUGUUCACCGCCAGAAUGCAUCCGCAGCAGAAGAGAAAGAAGUGGCGGCAUUGGUGACGGGCAGCCUGCACCUCGUCGGAGGAUUCUUGGAGGUUUUGGAAAGCACGACGACCCCCAAGUGA